GACGCUACCGGUAGGUCACGUGAUUGCCUUUCGGUGCUGUGUCUACUGCUCGAAAAAUCGGGAAAGUGUAUCGUCGGAUCGUCACUUGACGCACUCAAGCGCGUUGUAUCGCCGUCAGAAGAUUAGCACCACUCACGCGUGAUGUCAGGCACCGAAAUUAUCCUUAUCGGCGCGGUGGUAGUCGCCGUGAUCAACGGUUGAACGGUUAUACGUCAGAUCUACGCGGAACAACCACCUUUGUUCCAGUGGCAUGUCCGGUGGCAUGUGGCUCCGACAUGACGAGUGCGCCGAACCGGAAAACCUCCAUGGACUUGAAGCAAGCUUGGCACCGAUUUAUCGCAGUGCCUGCCAAAAAUCGCGAGCUGCAGAACAAAUUGCUGGAUGUGUUCCUAGUCAAGCUGAUCUCUCAGUACAGAGAUGUGCCCAGCUCUACAUACCUAACGGAAUGGGCCAGCGCCGGAAACGUGCUGGCCCACCAGCUGAUGCUGGAGGUGCACGAGGCUUGCAAUAGCGAGGACCCCGUGCCCUGCCGAGAGUUCCUCUUGUCCGGGCGCGGAUGGAAGCUGCUGUGGGCCAUGGUCCGAAUCGGAGCUCAGGCACUGCCAUGCUGCAAGGAGGUGGCGCGGGUGGCCAUAUCGCUGCUGUCCUUCUGCUCGAAGUUCGGAGAGCCCUGGGAAUCGGGCACAUUCCAAUGGCACUUCGAGCAACCCAGCCUCAUCUCCUGCUCGGCCGCUGGCUCCAGUACAACGAGCCACACGCCCAAACGCCGCCGCCGCCGCCGCUCCAGCCAGCCAUCCACCGACACCCCCGCUUGCUCUUCAGACUCGACCGAUUCCGACGGAAGAGGAGUUCCUCCUCCGCUUCUUCGGAUCAGCACGUUUCUGUUCCCCACUGUGCACCCCGCUGCUGACUCGGCCAGCGAGGGUUGGGACGACCGGCCGGAGGGAGGGAGCGCGAGGCCAAGCUCGUCCCAAGAGCUCCCACUGACGGAGUCGGAAGCGGAACUCUCGGCGGCGCAAGUGUCGCCGUCUUUCCUACUACAUUGCCUGGUGACACUCUUGAGGCAGGCGUGCGGUGCGUCAUGCAAGGGUGACCGUCGGCGCGCGCUCUCUGCUUCGCUCUCGGCGUUGACCCUCCCGGGCGCCGUCGACCUCCUGGACAGUCUCGCGCACCUGCCCAACACCGACCCCCAACUCCGUCGGCUCCUUGGAGAAUCGGACUGCGCUUCGCUGGCCCGCGCCACGUUGCGUCUUGUGGUGACAGCGUCUUCGCAACUGCUGGUCGCUGGCACAGGCUACGCCCACCCGUCCAUCCGCAAGUUUGAAGUUCUCAACUCUGUCCUCGACGCCACGAGAGGUGCCCUCGAAUCCGGCGAUUCUGCUGCCGCGGCGGAUUAUCUCGUCGCGUCGCUCAUCGUUCUGCGCGACGCGGUCCGCUUUUUCCCGGCCUCCGAGGCGUCGUCCAUCCGCUGGCUUGUCGACGCAGUGCACGCGUUCUGUUCCCUCGGAGGCACACAGCUUGCAGUGUCGGUUGCAGAAGCCGCACCCGUCCCGUCCGUCCCCGACCUGCUCUCGGAGAUCGUCCUCUCGCUCAAGCGUGCCAAGGUGGCACGAAGGAAGGAGGGUGCUGUGCAGCUGCACCACCACGACGCAUCGCUCGGCACGAGGCAGCGCCACAGCGUUGCCGAGCACUCCUGCAGCUGCUGCAUCGCCGCACUGUGCCGUGCACUGCUUCGCUGGCGCCCGCUCCCUAUGAAAGCGCUCAGUCGCUGCGGUGUGUGUUGCUGCCUCACUCUCAGCGAUGUGAGCGUUCCUCUUCUUCGAGGAUUGAGUACGAAGACGGCAGAAGAGAGGGAGAGUCUGCUCGAGUUACUUCAGAGGUGUAUUUAUAACCAGCUAGGUCUCUACACGCACACGUGCCCCAGUUGCCUGGAGCGUUCGGAAACCGGGGAAGACGCUUGCGCUGCCUACGCGGAACUACUCGGCAACGAAAAUGCGGAGGUCCAGUUGUCUGUCGGGAAGCACCUGCUCUCUGUCUUGGGGCCGGCAAGGCCCUUCUUUCGGAGCGUGCUCUGUUCCCGCGUGGCUCUCCCCUGCUUUCUUACGCUCGGCGAGUCGAGUGCGUCUGUUGCAGGGGAUCCGGAGUCCAGCCCUACUUGGUUUGCCCUGUCUGCCUUCGCCCUUCUUGGGCCAUCUGCCUCACCACUGUUUCCGCACGACUCGAAGCAGACGAAGAUCCUCUACAGCCUCCUCUCCAACUCCACGGCGCCCGUCUUCCGACAUGCCGCGCUGCUUCUCCUCGAAACCCUCAUCUUGUCGUCUGGCCAUGGCGCCGCCACCGAGAAUGCCACCACAGAUUCCGCAAAAGAUAAACAUGCAGACGACCGUGGUGACGGCUGCGAACCGCGGAAAGCAGACACUGAGGCAGACGACACCAGCACGAAUGGCGACGCCGACAGCAGCGUUGACGGGGAGACCGGUGACUGGGAAGCUCUUGGGAUGUUCUCGCGUUUCUUGGCGGCCGAGACGAGACAGUUCCUGCGGAAGGUCAAGGCGUCGUCUCGCGAGUCUGGCAUGGAUGACAGCUUGGAGGGAGAGGCCGGUUGCACAGCCGCGGACGGAGGGGCGGAAGAACGCGAGGCAGAGCUGUCUCGGCUGGCGGAGCUCUGGCUCGCGUGCCGGAGGGUGGCACAGGACGGCGCGGUGCGUCACCGCUUGCGCGCCGAGGAGUGUUGCGGGGAAGGCUACCGUCUGCUGCUCUGGAUGGCGGACAGGGCCGCCCGUGGCGAGCCCUGCGGCCGGAGGAUGUUCGCCGCCCUGGAGACGCUGUUGUCGCUUCUGCUCGAGCUGUGUCCCCUGCGCUUGUGGUCUGAGUUCCUGGAAUCUAAGGAUCUGGUGAGAGAGCUGCGGAACCAGCUGCACGGAUGCCUCGAAGUGAGCCGAAGCUCCGCCGAGUGGCGCUGCCUUCUCGACGCCCUUCUGGGAAAUCUGGUGCAUCGAACGCAGCCGCCGCAGUCGCCUCGAUCCACGCGGAGCGGCGGUGGCAAGCCAGAAUUUAAGAGAGGAAGGUUAUCUCAAAGCGGAACAAGCACCACCUCAGAGCACUCUUUGUCGGCGGAACAGCUGGGUUACGAGGGGGACUCUGAGUCGACCCCAGAGGACGACUCGGCAUGUCUACCCGAUGGCACCUCGGCCACCUCACGAGAAGCAGGCGACGUGUCUGUGACGUGCUACGUGGAGGUCUGCUCGCUGGUCCUCGACCUGGUGUGCCGGCUGUGUCCCGUCAAGGCCGGCGUGGUGCUGCACGCCGUACAGCGGCUCACCGCUCUCUGCUCCCAGCACUCCCUCCUCCUCAACCUUUUUGUGGAGCAGGGUGCUGUCGGAAAGCUGUGCCAUGGCUUGGGCUGCUUGCUGGAGAUGCGAGAGCUACCAGACUCUCCGGAACACCACACCUUAGAGCUUCAGGAGAGCCUGGUGACACUCUUGGUGCUGCUGUGUCGCCGAAGCCUGAGCUCCAGGGACCUCGUGGCGUACUUGCAGCUUCUUAGGGGACCUCGCUCUGCCUUUGGUCCCCUUCUACGUGGUCUCCUGGCCCUUUCCAACUGCGGGGACCGGGGCCCUCAGUGCUAUCUCAAGUUUCCAGCUCUUGGGGCCGACGACGACGACGAGGUUAUGCUGCUUCCUGGGGCCUCCCACGGCCCUGAGGGAGGCGCCGAGGGCGACGGUCCGUGGUCAGCAUCCGACCGUAAGCGUGGCGGUGCCUGGGGACAGGCGGUGUUGGUGCUGCCGGUGACGGACCACUCCAACUGGUGUCCCCGUGCCUCCGGCUUCUCUGUCUCUCUGUGGCUCUCACUGCGCAGCGGAUCCCUCUCGGGCCGCAAGUGUGCUCGGCUCCAUCUGGUGUCAGUAGGGUGCGGGUCCUUUCUCCUCGAAGCCUGGGCAGAGGACGUGGAGAAGGGUGACCUCUCGCUGUGGAUCACGCGAGACGCGUCGGACGACGGCGCCUGCCAUGGCGCCUCUCAGUGCAGCCUCGAGGGGGCGCUGUCUGGCCGCAGCUGGCACCACUUGGCGCUAUGCUACCGCGAGAAGGUGUCGCACGACAGCCUGAAUGCAUUGGUGACCGUGACAAUAGACGGACAGCGCGACCAGACCUGGGAACUGCCCUUGGAUGGAAUCGUGAGCGACCAGUGCUCUCAUCAGCCCGGUCCUGCCGUUCUGCUGGGCCAGAGCGGUGCAAACGACGCUUCGGCGUCCUCCCUCGGCACCGGGGAUUCGUGGGGACUUGGCAAUGUCAUGCUCUUUCAAGGAGCCUGCCUGGGUCCGGCUGAGUGCCUGGCGUUGCACGCGAGGGGCUCUGAUGCGGUGGCCCCGACGAGCUGCCUGCUGGACGAGAGGGAGCCCCUAGUGGUGGACGUCACUCCCGCGUCGGUGCGCUCCAGCGCCCCCACCUGGGCCCAGUUGGCGGGGAACCUGAGGGAGGCCCUGUCCACCAUCGAGGAACGGUUGUUGCUCUGGUUUUGUCCCCAACGAAGCGACUCCUUCGUGGCCUAUCCGCGACCAUCGCCGUUUUUGGCCUCGCUACUUGGACAAAGGAACGAAGGCAGACCUCGUGGCCUCCCUUCGAGGAGGGCGACGCUGCGACUGUCUCCCGUGCAGCUGCAGUGGGAACGCCACCUACACCACGCUGCGGCAGGCCUGGGAGGCCCCGGUCUCUUUCUCUUUCUCCUUGCCAGGGUGGUGGAGUGCACGACCGAGCCGUUGCCACAAGCGCUCGCUCUCGAGCUGAUGCUGGGGCUACUGCGGAGACCCGGUGCCACCUGGGGUGUGCCAAGGGCACUUCUGGGGCAGCAGGAGACCCUCGAUCUUCUGGGGCAACUGGUGGCGAACAGCCGCUGGGCCGCUGACUCCCCGCACUGCCUUCAGGUGGCGCUGAACGCCUGCACGAACCGGGCCUUGGUCCAGUGUGAUGGGGAAGGGGGCGUGCGUCCGGUGUCGCACCCCGCCGGCCAGGAGCCCCUCCUGGUGUGGCCGCAGCUACUGUGCGUGCUCGUGGAGCACUGGAGGCCCGGCCCCGGUUGGAGGGACCUGCUCGGCGCGGUCUGGGGGCUCGUCAGGGAGCGCCACCGCCACCGGGACUUCAACCUGGCCCAGGGGGCGCCGCUGUUGCACCGUCUGCUCGGACGACUCAAGCGUCUGCUCGUGGACGAGUGUUCUCCGAGCCUCGGCCCUCCCGGUACACUGUCGCUGGUGCUGAAGCUGCUCGGCGCGCUGGUUCAGCCGGCAGUCAGCAGUCAGCUGGCUGGACGUCUGAGCGCCUGUCUGGACCUGCUGCUCCUCUUGCAUAAGUCCUCGGACGCACACGUGGCACAAGGCCCCUUCUACUACCUUCCCGCCAUGGAUUGCAAGGGCACAGCUCCCCAGCCUCCAGUGGGGAGCGUGACGUCUUCGCCGUCUGCCAGCUCCCUCUCCGAGAGCCCUGGAGAUUUUCACCCCGCCUCUCGUCGGUCGUCUUCGCAGGAACCAUCGCCUGAGACGGAAAACGCCCCCGAACCGUCAAAGACGGAGGUGUCGGUUUCCUUCGAGGCGCUGGACUGCGCCGACGGCCAAAGCUUAGUCGACGCCAACUUGGCCUCGGUUCACGGGACCAGUCGCGAGAUGUGUCCCGUAUUUGCGAGGAGCAAGUCGGCGCCGCCGGGCACCAAGGGCACGGCGACGAAAGCGAUGGCGCUCCUGCUGUCCGGCAAAACAGGCGACCUCGACCAUGUAGAGGCGACGGACUCACUCGAGACAGGGUGUCCCUUCGGGAAGGGACGGAGUAGUCCACGGCCACUGAGUCCAUCUGCGGUGAAGCACGACUCGAAGCCAGCCAGCACUUGCCUCUGGGAGGAGGAGGAGGGGGAAGAGAAGAGUGCUGAUGACGACAUCACCGGACUCAUCAGAGGUCUCCUCACCCUGUUACGAGAUGUGCUGCUGUCCUCGUCAGAGUCCCUAGUCCAGGAGAAGCUUGAGCCCGUGGUGCGACCAGAGGCACUGCUGGUGUUGGCACACAACCGAGAUCCCAUCGUCCGCAACCAGGUGGUCUGUGCUCUGGAGGCGUACCUAGCCAAGAGUUCGCCGGAGAUGGAAUCUCGGUUCCUCAAGGCCAAGGGUUUCCAGCUCCUGGGCCUCCAACUGGCGCAGCACCCCGCGACGGCCACCCUGGUCCAGUCUUGCUGCCGCCUCCUCCUGGGACGUCCCGUGCUGCUCGCAAGGAAGAUUCCUCGCUGCACCCUGUCAAACCAAGCUGCCAGUCGUGCGUCGGUGACUCUGCUCUUGGCGCUGCUGCCCCGGACGGCCCAGAAUCCGGCCCUGUGUCACGGCACCCUGACGGCUGUCACCCAGCUGUGUGACUCGGUGGAAGGGGCAGCCCAUCUGCUUUUCUCCAACGGGCUCGGCGAGAGUCUGGCCAGCCUGGUGCUGUCGGCACCAGCCCAUUCUCCCUUCAGGCACAGCUCAGAUGCUGAAAAUGAGGCAGACAUUGUGGAGGCCAUCCUGUCCCUAUUGAGAACUCUCAUGCUCCAGACGUGCAGAGCCAUGACACAGCAGAGUGGGAAGCUGUCUACAGAGUGUUUUCACAGCCUGUGUGGACUUUUUGCGAGACUGACAGAGGCGCACACUACUUAUUGCGGUGGUGUGACCAGCCAACUCCUGGAGUGUUCGCAGGAUCAUUGGAUCCUAGGUGAAGAUUGCCGUGGGUCUCUCAUCUUCCGAGAGUGCCAGGCUCAGCUCUACCUGGCUGCACUGGAGUUGUUGUACGGGUAUGGGAGUGAAGUCAUUGCAGGAGCACCUGGCCCCACCUCUCCGACCCUGCUCGAAGCGUUUGCCAUCAUGGCUGCCCCGCUGGCCGGGGACUUGGAGGGACUGUCGCCCGACAUGCGGCCCAGCGACUCUCUCGGUUCGGCGUGGUUCCGGCCUCCCGAUACCGGACUAAUACCGGGCAGAGCCGCCACCGUUUCGACAGUGUCGCGCGAGCUUGGCGCCGUCUUCGUGCAGGCUUGCGAUUUCGUCGUUUACCAAGCAUUGCCGUGCCAGAGGUCACCCACUGAACUGGUACUGGUCAGCGUUCUCCUGAGAAAGGCAGUUGCUGGGAUUAUCCUAGCACAGGCAAGCCGGAAGUCCAAGCGCAAGUUGAACUCGCUGGAGCAACUGAUCUUCUCACUCAAGCACAUCUUUCCCAACCUGCUCUCCAGGCUGUGCGUGCACCUGUUUGCACCUGGCCAGGACCCGAGGCUCGGGCUACAUGCGGCCCAGACCCUGGUCUCCUGCGGUUCCUUUCAAGAAGCUCUCAGGGUGGCGCUGGGACCUUCAAACGAGAGCCGGACGCAGGUGAGGACUUUCACGCAAGACCUGCUCUGCUCAUUGACCCAAGAGGGCGCCAUAGAAGGUGCCACCCUGGACGUGGUUACGCUGGUGGCAGCCAUGUCGCAGGAGGCACCCAGCACGCUUCCGAGGAGCCCUAGCACGGAGAAAGCGGCGGGCGAGGCGGCGCAGAAGGCUCGCCAGCGCUGGCAGGUCCAGUGGGCGGCACAGAGAGAAGCCUGGCUCGUGCGAACUCCUUCGAUCAAUGACAAGAAGUCCAACUAUCAGCGGAAACUGGAGGCCAAGGCAUCCCGGGCGGCCGGCGAGGCUGCCAGGGUGACCCGCUCGGUGGCCGAACUGCUCCAUGCUUUGCGGAAGGAGCUACUGAGCGACGCCAAGGCACGCUCGUGCCGAGACCUGGUCCUGCGCCAAGCGUGGUUUCGGAUCGCCACGCAGCUCACGCACGAACGGGCCCCUUGGUACUUUCCCGAGAGCUUUCCGGCCAACUGGGAGCUCGAUCCCACCGAAGGACCGUCGAGGGUCCGUCGUCGACUGCGGCGUGCUUUCCUGGGCGUGGGACCGCAGUUCCUCAAGCCAGAGUUUCGCGGUGCACUCGGCAACCCCGAUACGGUGCCACCGCUGCACUUUCUGUACGACAGCGAUGCUUCUCAGGGCGAGUCGGCGACAUUCCUUCAUCACCUCUACAUCAACGAAAGGAUCACGCACACCUCAAAGUGCACCAGGGUCUUUCCAUCUUCUGAAAUGCAUGGAGAAGUGUUGCUCGGUGAAAACAGCCUCCAGUUUGUGCCUGAAGAGCUGGGGAAACACAAGUGUGCACUCGGCGAAGAGGAGGCGAGGCACGAGGUGUGGCCCUACGCGGAAGUGCAAGAGGUGCUGCUCCGCCGGUUCCGGCUGCGGGACAACGCCUUGGAGCUGUUCCUCCGCAACGGCGUCACAGCGUUACUGGCCUUCCAAACAACGCAGGACCGCAACGAGUUCUGCCGCCACCUGCGCCAGUGUCCACAGCUCCAGGUGCAGCCUCCCGAGGCGCUGGAGACUUUGAGCCAGCGUUGGCAGGAGCGGCGCCUCACCAACUUCGAGUACCUGACGCAGCUGAACAAGCUGGCGGGACGCUCGUUCAAUGACCUCAUGCAAUACCCGGUGUUCCCCUUUGUGCUGGCCCACUACGAGGGACACUCGCUCGACCUGGAAGACCCCUCAGCCUUCCGCCAGUUGGAGCGUCCCAUAGCGGUGCAAGACCCGUCACGAGAAGCCCACUACCUGCACAACUUCCGCGUGGAGCAGUCGACCUUGCCCGAGGAGCGCCUGCUGCCCUGGCUGGGACCCUUCCACUACGGCUCGCACUACAGCAACAGCGGCACAGUGCUCCAGUUCCUGGUGCGCCUGCCGCCCUUCACCCAGAUGUUCCUCUCCUACCAAGGUAACCAGUUCGACCUGCCCGACCGGACCUUCCACAGCCUGCACACGACCUGGCGGUUGGCAAGCAGGGACUCCACCACCGACGUCAAGGAGCUGAUUCCGGAGUUCUUCUACCUGCCGGAGUUCCUGGUCAAUGGGCAAGGGUUUGAUUUGGGUGUCCGUCAGACGGGUGAGGUGGUGUCAGACGUGAACCUUCCUCCGUGGUGCCGCGGGGACCCCCGCCUGUUUGUGCUGGUGCAUCGGCAGGCUUUGGAGUCGGACCACGUGACAGAACGGCUCGGCCACUGGAUCGACCUCGUCUUCGGCUACAAGCAGACGGGCAAGGCCGCCCAGGACGCCAUCAACGUCUUCCAUCCUGCUACCUACUAUGGCGUGGACGUCAGCCUGUUUGCCCACGACACCGUGAUGCAAGAGGCCCUGGAGACCAUGAUCUGUACCUAUGGUCAGAUGCCCAGGCAGCUCUUCAGCAGCCCACACCCACUGGUGUCGCUGCCCCUGGCCUCGGUGCAGCAGAGAAACGCUCCCCUGCCGACGACGCAGGUGGCGAUGGCCGAAGUCCGGGGCCUUCGGUGGGGCAGCUACGUCGGUUCACCGUCCGACCCCGCGCCGCGACUGGUCCUGGUGAGAGCGCCCCUUGGGGACCAGAGCCUCGUGGGGAAGCUGCUUCCCCUGCGCACCAACGACGUCUGGGGCCUGCCGCCAAACUCCUGUCUGCUGCUUGGCUAUAGCCACGACAAACAGGGUCCCAAGACUGCGACCCAGACGUACAUCUCGAGUACGGCGCUGGUGUCCUGGCAGCACGCAGACGGACUGGUUCGCCUCAAGUUGCACAAGGAGGAGGUGCCCGUGCCGCUACUGGGGCCCUGUCCCGGCGAUGCGGUGUCGUUGUGUUCCACUGCGCCAGACUGCCACCUACUGUUUGUGGGCUACUCUUCGGGGCUCGUCACCAUCCACAAAGUCCGGCUUUCCGGCACAAAGGUGGACAACACCUCCAAACCUGCGUGCCUGCUUGGCCACACGGAUGCCAUCACGGCGGUGCAGGUGUGCACGGCGUUUGGCCUCGUGGUGACCGCGAGUCGCGACGGAUCGUCCAUCGUCUGGGACCUCAACAGGCUCGAGUAUGUACGCACGGUGGUCGCGGGGCGUCGCCCCAUCUGUCUGGUGUGCGUGAGCGACACCCUCGGUGACAUCGCCACUGUCGAGGCCGACGCAGGAUCUCCCACAGGAAGUACACUGCACGUGCACACGCUCAAUGGCGUCUCGGUUGGGGAGCUGACCACUGACAUUCCUGUCAGUGCCCUGUGCUAUUCCGCUGCCAAUGAGGGCAUCUCCAUCAACGUGCUGGCUGCCGGCUUUACAGAUGGCCGUAUCCGGUGUGUACUCCUUGGGUAAUAGCAAAAGCCACAGCAGAGCCAUAGACAUAGUGGAG
Molecule: messenger RNA, 10206 nt
Organism: Ixodes scapularis (black-legged tick)
Lineage: Eukaryota; Metazoa; Arthropoda; Arachnida; Ixodida; Ixodidae
Gene: mv
Product: lysosomal-trafficking regulator
Exons: 53
Coding region: 276-10169 (3297 amino acids)
Biological process (GO): intracellular protein localization
Cellular component (GO): cytosol; membrane
Molecular function (GO): protein kinase binding
Source: RefSeq, a predicted model, not a curated record